Messenger RNA from Penicillium nucicola, 2115 nucleotides. RefSeq names its product type I 3-dehydroquinate dehydratase. The transcript has a single exon. The record is from RefSeq and is a predicted model, not a curated record. NCBI's taxonomy places the organism in Eukaryota, Fungi, Ascomycota, Eurotiomycetes, Eurotiales, Aspergillaceae. Gene Ontology annotation, molecular function: 3-dehydroquinate dehydratase activity. Bases 1 to 2115 code for a protein of 704 amino acids.
AUGGCGACGCCGCUGCUCGACGACCCCUCCGUCCCUGCCUUGAAGGCUCAAGACCCUCCACAAAAUCCCAGCGCCACCGUCCCCGUCUCGAAAGCCGCCCCUUUACCCCCUACAACCGUCCUCCCAACCGCGCUGAGAGAAUCCGUAACCUCGCUUGCCGCCCCAGCCCAGACUACCGCUGGCAGAGUCUUGAUCGUCUAUGGCACCAAUCAGGAGCAUAUCGUACAGCUAGUCGCAGAGGUACUGGGCAAACCAUGGACAACGGAGACAUCACAGGAAACACUGGCGGAAGGUGGCGAUGCCGUCGUUGGAAUCCUGGCGCGUGACCUGGCGCGCAGUCUAGAGGGGCGGGAACGAGAGCGGUCUUCUCUGAUCCUGGUUAACACGUACUGUGUGGAAGACGGGUCUGCGCCUGAUGAUGCGCUAACAGAGCGGUGUGACUAUGAGUUCUUAUAUUCCCGCAGUCCGUAUCUGCGUCGCGACCUAACGAGAUUUCUGUCUUUGAUUCUGGGGCGGACGAGACCGCAUGAUGAUCUGCGCACGAAGACCCGGACGAAUUUCAUUUCGACCACUUUCCCUGAUGUGCAUGCUGCGCUGCCGAAUCUGGAUAUUUUGUCGGUUGGCUCGGAUGCUGUUGAGAUUCGUGUCGACUUGCUGGUUGAGCCGGCUGCCGGUCCUGCUGCACCGGUUCCGAGCUUGAAGUAUGUUGGCCAGCAGUUGAUGCUGCUGCGGCAGCAUACUGAGUUGCCGAUUAUAUUUACCGUCCGGUGUACCCGGGAGAAUGGAAAAUUCCCUAUGGAUGACCCCGUUCUGUUUUACAAGUACCUGCGUCGGGCUAUUCAGUGGGGUGUUGAGUAUAUUGAUGUGGAACUUUGGCUUCCGGAGGAGAUUCGGCGACAGCUGGCUGAGAAGAAAGGGAAUAGUGUGAUUUUGUCUGCGUUCCAUGACUUCUCUGGGACUUGGAAGUGGACAUCGGAAGAGGCACAGCGCAUUUUCACGGAGAGCGCCAAGUAUGCCGAUAUCGUCAAGAUGAUUGCUAUGGUGCAUACCAUUGAGGAGAAUUAUGAGCUAGAGUAUUUCCGCUCGACCGUCAAGAGUCGUGGUCCUGGCCCAUUAUUGUCGGCUGUCAAUAUGGGUCAAAUGGGCCAGCUCUCACGAGCGCUGAAUACAGUCUUCUCUCCAAUCACCCACCCACUUCUUCCAAUGAUCGCGGCUCCAGGUCAGUUGACAGCGGCAGAAAUCAACGAAGCCCUGCACAUCAUGGGUCAACUCCCCAAACGAGACCUCUACGCCAUUGGUUCCUUCCGCUCAACACCACAUUCAAUGUUCAUGGAGAAAUGCCUGAACGAGCUGGGCCUCCCACACAACUUCUCCUCUAUCGACCGUGGCCCAAAGGGCUCAUUAGAAUCCGUCCUUAUGCAACCACAGUUUGGCGGCGCCUACCUCAAUCCCCCCGUGGCAAAUACAACAUCUUACAUUCCAGCGGUGAGCGACGCAGCCCGCGCAAUUGGCUUAGUCGACACAAUCGCCAUGACCAGCCCCACAGAACCCCAAUCGAAAUCCCGCUUCAUCGGUGAAAAUGCUGCUUGGAAAGGCAUCCGCGCAACUUUGACACGCGAGUACGUCCCAUCAGCAUAUCAAAACCGCGCAGCUAUAAUCCUAGCAGGUAGCGAAGCAGAUGCCUCAGCAGCAAUCUUUGCACUGCGCAGUCUUGGCGUCGGGGCCAUUUACACAGUUGGCUUCAAAGCCUCAGGCCCGCUAGCCGCGGGUCUGGAACCCUUCACAUCCAUUCAAUCGGUCAAACUUGUUGAGCAGCCAUUUGUGAUUGUCUCGGCCCUACCACCGGAGAAAUCCCUCCUUGUGCAACCUCUUCUCCGGCAUUAUGGCGUCAACGGCCGCUCAUCACCUCCUUCAACGCGUGGAAAGGUCUAUCUAGACUUAACAAAUGGACCACGAAAGGGCGAUCCCCUCGGUGUAGCAACGAGCGCCGGCUGGACGGCCUACGGAUUCGAAGACGUUACUGCCUGGACAACAGUCGAAACACUUAGGCUGCUUGUAGGCCAGAAUGUUCCAUUUGACUUUGUGCGCAUGGCAUCUGGACGGCCCUUGUUCUAG